Messenger RNA from Schizophyllum commune H4-8, 627 nucleotides. RefSeq lists its product as uncharacterized. The annotation marks the transcript as partial. The transcript is spliced from 4 exons. The record is from RefSeq and is a predicted model, not a curated record. Lineage: Eukaryota; Fungi; Basidiomycota; Agaricomycetes; Agaricales; Schizophyllaceae.
CAAUGCCGAAGGAUGCUUGCCAGUCCGUCAUUAUCUUCCGCCAGAUUUACAACGUCGAGACACAAAUUGUUUGCUCAUGCUCAUCCGCGUCUACGCCGUCUUCUCCCGCGACCGACGAGAGCUUGCGUGUCUUCUGUCUUAUACAGCCGUCGGCGUUAGCAUUGGCUGGGUGGGCCCUUUUCGGGCAGUCCUCCGCCGCCGAACCUGCCGUCGUCAAGUGCUUGGUGUAUAAUCGAGGGGGGGAGGCUCUCGGCCGAACGCUGUUAAGGCGGUCGGCGCGGGUGACGAAGGAGGAGGGGAAACGGGGCUUGAGGCGGUCGGCGCGUCGCGUGCGAAGAAGGAGGAGGGGGUGGGGGCUGAGGGCGGUUGGCGCGGUGAAGAAGGAGGAGGGGGAAGGGGGGCUGGAGCGGUCGGCGCGCUUGAGGCGAUCGGCGCGCCGCGUGCGAAGAAGGAGGAGGGGGUGGGGGAUGAGGGCGGUGGGCGCGGUGAAGGAGGAGGAGGGGGGAGGGGGGGCUGGAGCGGUCGGCGCGCUUGAAGCGAUCAGCGCGCCGCGUGCGAAGAAGGAGGAGGGGGUGGGGGAUGAGGGCGGUCCGGGCGCUUGAGGCGGUCGGCGCGCCGCGUGCGAAG